Messenger RNA from Exophiala xenobiotica, 909 nucleotides. RefSeq lists its product as uncharacterized. Gene Ontology annotation, cellular component: membrane. The transcript has 3 exons. The record is from RefSeq and is a predicted model, not a curated record. Lineage: Eukaryota; Fungi; Ascomycota; Eurotiomycetes; Chaetothyriales; Herpotrichiellaceae. The coding region runs from base 1 to 909 and encodes 302 amino acids.
AUGGCAAAAUGCGAUCUCGUUGCAGCUCGCGAAGAUGACAAUAUUGCAUGGGUUUACUGCCCAUCAUUCGGCGCAGCUGUCCUGUUUGCCGUGCUCUUCGCCUUGUCCACGGUCGCCCAUAUCGUUCAAGCCUUUCGAUUUCACAAGAAAUUCUGCUGGACGAUCAUCAUGGCGGGCCUAUGGGAGACCGCUGGCUUCGCCGUCCGUUCCUACUCAGCAAGGGAAUUCCGUGGCCUGGGUCACUUCAUCCCUCAGCAGCUUUUGAUCAUUCUGGCCCCGCUCUGGACCAACGCCUUCGUCUACAUGGUCGCUGGACGCAUGAUACACUUUCUCAUCCCCGAAAAAAAGGUCGUCGGCAUUAGUGCCCGACGGCUUACGCUAACCUUCGUCAUGUGCGACAUCCUGUCGUUCCUCAUCCAAGGCUCCUCGUCUAGCUUGAUGUCCUCGAACAAUCACUCCACUGUCAAAAUCGGGAUCAGAAUUUACAUGGCGGGAGUCGGUCUCCAGGAAUUCUUCAUUGUCCUGUUCACAAUCCUUGCCGGUCGUUUCCAGUACCUGAUGAAUCGAAUCGACCUCGCCAACCCCUGCCCCUAUCCAUGGCGGCGUCUGCUGUACACAUUGUACGCCGUGCUGGGUCUCAUCACGGUUCGCAUCAUCUUCCGACUCGCCGAGUACACCGAUGGCGAAUACAGCCAUGUUGCCAGUUAUGAAGCAUACUUCUACUGUCUCGAGGCUCUUCCCAUGAUUGUGUCGCUUUUCCUAUUCAAUAUCGUUCAUCCCGGCAUUGUCCUUGUCGGUCCGGACAGCGAAUUUCCAAAAAAGGCGAAGAAGACCAAGAAAGGGAAAGCACGUGAAAAAAUGCUGGAGGAAGAUCCAAAUGGUACGACAGUCUCGAUGGACGCACUCUGA